AUGGAGGCCAGUAGCAAUAACACACCUAGGGACGAGGAUAUACUGGAAACCAGCGAAAGACCAGUAGAAGAGGAUGAUGCCUCGCCCAAAACGUACGCGCAGAGCUUCACGCCACGGUCGUUGCUUGUUGGUCUCGCCAUAGGAGCGUUGAUAACAUUCUCAAACACCUACUUUGGCCUGCAGACAGGAUGGAUCAGUGUCAUGACGAUGCCCUCGUCCCUGAUUGGAUUUGCAGUUUUCAGAUCUCUCUCCCGCCAUCUUUCGUUCCCUUUCACACCAGUCGAGAAUGUUCUGAUACAGACGGUUGCCGGUGCCGUUGGGACGAUGCCCCUAGGAUGCGGCUUCGUGGGUGUCAUUCCAGCUCUGGAGUAUCUACUCCGGCCAGGAGCCGAUGGUCCUAUGGACGGGAGUGACGGUGGUGACGGUGAAGGCGGGCCCUUGAAGUUGGCAUCAUGGAAGCUGGUUAUCUGGAGCUUGGGCGUUUGCCUGUUCGGCGUCAUCUUCGCUGUGCCUCUGAGAAAGGAGGUUAUAGUACGGGAAAAGCUCAAGUUCCCCAGUGGUACAGCGACGGCCCUCAUGAUAAAUGUGCUACAUGGAGCCAGCAAGCCGGACGAGAAAGGCAAAGGGGUUGCAAGGAGACUGAACCAUUCCGCAAACAGUCUUGCAGAGACCGAACGGCUAUUGGUAGCCAACGACACUGCGAAUGUCACACUGGAAUAUCUCGAAGUAGACAGAAGAAGAAGACAUGCAUGGAAGGCCAAAAUUAGAAUGCUGCUUCUUGCAUUCGGCGUGUCUGCAAUCUAUACGCUUCUUUCGUACUUUGCACCAGUUCUCCGUGACCUGCCAGUGUUUGGUCUGCCUCUGGCACAUCAAUGGCUAUGGACCCUGAAUCCGUCGCCAGCCUACAUCGGACAGGGCAUCAUCAUGGGUCCUUCAACCUCCCUCCAUAUGCUGCUUGGUGCCAUAAUCGGAUGGGCCUUACUCUCCCCGCUGGCAAAGCAUAACGGCUGGGCUCCAGGACCUGUAGACAACUGGGAAACGGGUAGCAAAGGAUGGAUUGUUUGGGUCUCCCUGGCAAUCAUGCUUGCUGAUUCGAUCAUCAACUUGGCCUGGUUGGCGAUUCGGCCACUUGUCAACCAUGGCCCUGGCUUUGUGGUUCGUCUUCAGUACAACCUAAGACAGAAACAGUUCUGGACUAGCCUGUUUAGCGGAAGCUCUUCGUCUAGUCAUGGCUAUACUGCCAUACGUGCACGAGAAGGUCAUGACCUAAAGGCAGAGGACUAUGAUGCUCCUCCAUCUGAACUUAUAUCUAACCGCACAGUCAUGAUAUUGCUUCCACUUGCGCUAAUACUAAACGUCGUAUGCAUGCGCAUAGCGUUUGGUGACAUAAUCUCUCCUUUUCUUUCAAUCGCAGCCACACUCCUCGCCCUUCUUCUCUCCAUAAUGGGCGUUCGUGCAUUGGGAGAAACAGACCUCAACCCCGUAUCCGGCAUUAGCAAACUCACUCAGCUCAUCUUUGCUGUAGUCACUCCUGCAAGCCGCCAUACACGCCGCAGCGCAAUUGUUGCUAACCUACUUGCGGGUGCUGUGUCUGAGUCAGGAGCUCUGCAGGCGGGUGACAUGAUGCAGGAUCUGAAGACGGGGCAUUUACUUGGUGCCAGUCCCAAGGCACAGUUCUAUGGCCAAGCCAUUGGAAGUAUCGUCGGCGCUAUCAUCUCAGUUGGCGUGUACAAGCUCUACAUCAACGUUUAUCCAGUUCCCGGGCCAAUGUUCCAAGUCCCAACGGCACAUGUCUGGAUAUUCACUGCACGGCUUGUCACCGGCCAAGGCCUCCCAGAAAUGGCAUGGCCAGCUGCCGGUAUUGCUUGUGUAAUAUUCACAAUCACGACCAUUCUGAGGAUUGUCGGAACCGUGUCUGGUCCGGCUGGUAGUAAUGGGACAACAUUUGCACCGUGGCGUGCUUGGGUACCUGGUGGCAUUGCCGUCGCAGUUGGAAUGUACAACGUUCCCUCAUUUACCUUAGCGAGGGCAAUUGGAGGUAUAAUUGCUCUUGUAUGGCAGUAUCGCUCCAAGCUUAUGCGAGAUCGCCUUGCAUUGUCAAAAGCACAAGAUACGGAUUCACCAGAUGACCAGGAAGCAUCCAAGGCGCUGGAUGACGAAGGAGAUUCAACUUCAUCCACGAUAGUUAUCUUAGCGUCUGGUCUUAUUCUUGGUGAAGGUAUCGUCAGCAUUCUUAACCUGAUACUAGCAAGUGCAAAAGUUCCGCACCUUUAG
Messenger RNA from Nannizzia gypsea CBS 118893, 2274 nucleotides. RefSeq names its product oligonucleotide transporter. Gene Ontology annotation, molecular function: oligopeptide transmembrane transporter activity. The transcript is spliced from 2 exons. The coding region runs from base 1 to 2274 and encodes 757 amino acids. Gene Ontology annotation, cellular component: fungal-type vacuole membrane. The record is from RefSeq and is a predicted model, not a curated record. NCBI's taxonomy places the organism in Eukaryota, Fungi, Ascomycota, Eurotiomycetes, Onygenales, Arthrodermataceae.